GCAUGAUUGCAAAAGGGGUUACGAGUCAUCAAACAAGAGUCAUGUUUGAGCAUCAUCACUGAUCCCCCAUGUUCUCCAUCUUCCCAUGGAUCUUAUUCUCUUGCCUUAUCCCUCCUUUGCUGAGUUAUGCUUGCAACCAACAUGAUCGGAACUCUCUCUUGUCCAUCUCUCCCAGCUUCUCUCCUCUUCUAAAUUGGCCAUCCAAUGCCAAUUGCUGUCUCUGGGAAGGGAUUGCAUGCGAUCCUAAUGGUUGGGUCACCCAUAUUUGGCUACCCUCUAGAGGCCUCAGCGGUAGCAUCCCUCCAUCUUUAACAAACCUUACACAACUCUCUCACCUCAAUCUUUCCCACAAUUCCUUUGCUGGACCACUUCCAGAUGAUUUCUUUUCAUCUUUAAAUCACCUGAAGAUCCUUGAUCUCAGCUUCAACAAAUUGCAUGGAGAAUUACCGUCACUUGUUACAUCAAAUGGUUCACCCAUCUCCCUCCAAAUAUUGGAUUUGUCCAGCAAUUACUUUCAAGGGUCAUUAUUCCAAUCUCCAUUUCUUCAGGCAGCAUGGAAUUUGUCAAGUCUUAAUGUUAGCAACAAUGACUUCGUUGGCCUUAUCCCUUCCUCCAUUUGUAGCAAUUCCAACCUUGUUAGACUCUUGGAUUUCUCUUUCAAUGAUUUCAGUGGCCAAAUCCCUCAUGAACUAGGGAAAUGCUCCAAGCUUGAGGUUUUUCGUGCAGGUUUCAACUCAUUAAUUGGACCACUUCCAGCUAACAUUUAUCACAUGUUAGCAUUGCGAGAAAUUAGUUUACCUUCCAAUCAACUCUCGGGACCGAUUGGUAGUGACAUUGUUCAGCUCGUUAACCUCACCACCAUUGAGCUUAACAACAAUGAACUGAAUGGCACGCUCCCUCAAAAUAUCGGGAAGCUUUCUAACUUGGAACACCUGCUCCUCCAAAUGAACAAUUUAGGCGGUACAAUUCCUACUUCCUUGUUGAAUUGCACCAAUUUGGAAAGAUUGAGUUUGCUGAUGAACAAAUUAGGAGGUGAUAUCUCCACUUUUAAUUUCUCCAAGCUUCCCAAACUUGUCAUUGUUGACCUUGGCGUUAAUCAUUUCACAGGUCAAUUGCCAGUAAGUCUUUACACAUGCAAGUCCCUGAAAGCAAUUAGACUUGCUCGUAACAUGCUAGAAGGACAGAUCACAUCUGACAUUCUUGCUUUGCAAUCUCUUUCAUUCCUUUCACUUAGUACAGUUAAGUUAACCAACAUCUCAGGGGCAAUAAAAAUUCUAAUGGGUUUGCACAACCUUAGGGUCCUCUUGCUUGCAGAAAGCUUUGUAAAUGAGAUAAUGCCAGAUGAAAACAACUUGGUUGAUUCAGUUGGAUUUCAAAAUCUUCGAAUUUUGAGUUUAUGUUGCUGCAAACUUGUUGGAUCAGUGCCAACAUGGUUGUCAAAGCUUAGAAAGCUAGAGGUUCUUAUACUAUCAUGGAACCAAAUUAGAGGUCCAAUUCCUAAUUUCUUGGGGACUUUGCCAAGACUCUAUGACAUUGACUUGUCAAAUAAUUUCAUUUCUGGAGAAUUUCCACAGGAACUUACUAAACUGCCUGCGUUAACAUCUAAGCAAGCUUAUGAAGAAGAUGAUCAAAUUUAUCAACUUAUGCUAGGGUUUUUUCCCCUCAAUUCAGCUCCACGAUAUUGUGAAUCUAAUGCACAAUACAAUAGAAUCUCAAGCUUGGGAAAAGGAAUUAAUGUGGGUAACAACAGCUUGAGUGGCAAUAUCCCCACUGAGAUUGGUCAAUUGAAGUUUCUUCGAUUCUUGCAUCUCUCUCAAAACAACUUCUCUGGCAACAUUCCACAUCAGCUAUCCAACCUUUUUAACUUAGAAAUACUAGACCUCUCCGAAAACAAUCUUUCUGGUGAGAUUCCACAAUCGUUCAAAGGUCUCACUUUUUUGUCCCAUUUUAAUGUCUCAUGCAACAAUCUUCAAGGAGCAAUACCAUUGGGCACUCAACUUCAAAGCUUUGAUGCUUCUAUGUAUGAGGGGAAUCCUAAACUUUGUGGCCCCCCACUACCAUACCAAUGCCAAGUUGUUGGUGUCAAUAAUGAAGAUGGGAGCAUUCAAGAUGAGGAAGACGGGCAUGAAACUCGUGGGUUCUAUGUGAGUAUGGCGCUUGGAUUCAUCACAGGGUUUUGGGCAAUAUGCGGCAGUUUAUUCUUCAAACCUUCUUGGAGGUAUGCUUACUUCCAAAUUUUGACAGAUACAAAAGACCGAUUUUGUGUGACACUAGCCGUUUGCAAGGCUAGAGUUUGGAGCAGGAUUCAAACUUAAGUGGCAACAAGCUGAUCUCUGCAUAUGAGGAUCAAGUAUUCCUAUAACUGGAGUGCAGCAACAAAGUGGUAGAGGACAAAGGGACCAACAUAUCAAGAUUAAUUAAAGAGUCUUUAUUUUUUUUUCUUUCUUUCUGUUUUUCCUUUUAGUAAGCAAAAUAAAAUAAAGAUGGAGCUUUUAAAACAAUUCUCUCUGUUGUCCUGUUUCAAAAUUAGGUCAAAAUGUUAAGAGUUUCAUCUCAUUCACGGACUUAAGUAUGGUACGAUUAAAGAUUGAAAUUAU
Malania oleifera is the source of this 2597-nucleotide messenger RNA. Its product is annotated as tyrosine-sulfated glycopeptide receptor 1-like. NCBI's taxonomy places the organism in Eukaryota, Viridiplantae, Streptophyta, Magnoliopsida, Santalales, Ximeniaceae. Bases 69 to 2315 code for a protein of 748 amino acids. The record is from RefSeq and is a predicted model, not a curated record. The transcript has 2 exons. Gene Ontology annotation, molecular function: protein binding.